Molecule: messenger RNA, 824 nt
Organism: Neltuma alba
Lineage: Eukaryota; Viridiplantae; Streptophyta; Magnoliopsida; Fabales; Fabaceae
Exons: 2
Coding region: 27-449 (140 amino acids)
Source: RefSeq, a predicted model, not a curated record
UUCUUUCCGUCUCUCGAUCUGCGUCCAUGGCGGACGAUCAAGCUCCUGAAUCGCCCCUCUCUUUCAAGGACAAACUCAGAUCCUCCUUGUGCUUCUUGUGCUGCUUCCACCACCACGACCCUGACCGCCACCGCCACACGGUGAAGCCGAAACUGGUUCGGAGCUCGUCACUUCAGCACAGGCCUUCCCACUCUUUUGAUCUUCCUCAUCUGAAGGAGAAGUGCAGCAACUUCAUCUCCCGGAUCGGCCGCCACCGCCGGAGGCACUCGGCCGAUUUCCAUUACGAUGCGCUCAGUUAUGCUCUGAAUUUCGAAGACGAUGCGAUGGACGACGAUAGGCCUGCGGGCGACUUCAGGAAUUUCUCUGCGAGGUUGCCCGUGUCUCCGCUGCCCAAGGUGUCUUCGGAUCUGAAGACGACAGGGAAAUCGCCGCUCUUAGUCGAUCUAUAAUACGUAAUGUGUGAUAAGUUUUGCGUGAGAUCUAGAAUAUGUUACUGAUUGCGAAACAGAGAAAGUCAUAAGAGCAUGAAUUCGCCCUGGCGGCGGCAGCGGCGGCGAUACUAUCUGAUGGAGCAAGAGCAGAAGCGAAAUGCUGCCGAACUUGGUGUUUGAGAGGAAUAAUAACGAAGGAAAAGCAAAACCAGAAAUGGCAAAGAACGAAGAAAAGAAAUUGACCAUAGCAAAGAAAUAGAUUGAAAAAGUGUAUACUUUUUAAUAUUUGAGUAUCAUCUCAGUCCAGUCACAUGGCUUUAACUUUCAAAGAACUUACCUCUUUUUAAUAUCAUACCUUUAUUUUCAAAAAAAAAAAAAAAUCGAAGAUGAAUA